Oryza sativa Japonica Group (Japanese rice) is the source of this 1501-nucleotide messenger RNA. The record is from RefSeq and is a predicted model, not a curated record. NCBI's taxonomy places the organism in Eukaryota, Viridiplantae, Streptophyta, Magnoliopsida, Poales, Poaceae.
UGAAGAGAGCUCCGAUUCCGAAACGGCUAAAACCGCUUUCACACUGCCUCUUUCGCGCAGAUCCAUACAAAACCACCGGAAAAGUUUUCAAAUCCCGAAGCGGAUUCGCGCACGGAAACCCACAGUCGAUUCUCCGGUGAGAGGAUUGUUUCGGCGGCGAGGUCGGGGGCAUGGGGAACAGCAUAUACAGGUUCCUGUGCGGCCUCUGCUCGCCGUCGCCGGAGUACCAGCCGCACGGCGCGCACCCCGCCGUCGCGGCGCUCGGCCGGGACAUCCAGCAGUUCGAGGCCACCUCGCAGGUUCCGGAUGGGCUGAGCCGGCAUGUAGUCUCCUCCAAGAAAGCGCAGGCUAAUUGGUACAAGAAGCUGAUAGUGACAUGGAAGAAAGCCAGGCCGACGCCGAGGACGCCGGAGGAAGCCGCGCGGCUCGUCGUCACCACGCUGAAGAAUCAUCAGAAAGCAGACGUCGAGGGAUUCUUGGUUUUCUAUGGCCUUCCAAUUCCAAAUGCAGCAGCAAGUACCCCUGCGCCUCACACUGCACACGUCCCAAAACCUCAAGGUUGCAAGUUUGAGCUGCACACUCUCCCGGUCGAUGCAAAGGCCGUGGCCGACGGCGACACGAUCACCGUGUACAUUGACACGGCCGAUCCUCGGGAGUCCGGCAAUGUUCCCCGUGAAAUUCAGAAAGCGGCGGCGGAACGGACAAGGGCGCGCGCGGCCAGGGAUUAUCAGAAGGCCGACGGGUUGCAGAAGAUGAUAGCUGAUGCAGGAUAUAGGCAAGUUCCUAAUGCGAGAGGCGAGGAAGUGCUCGCAAAGAAGUACAGGAUCAGGCUAAGGGGGAUUGAUGCGCCGGAGAGCGCCAUGCCGUACGGCAAGGAGGCAAAAGAGGCGCUUCUGAAAAUGGUGCAGGGAAAGAGCCUGAAGGUCUAUGUGUAUGAUGAGGACCGGUAUGGUAGAUGCGUCGGAGAUAUCUACUGCGAUGGGGUGUUUGUGCAGGAGCAAAUGUUGAAGAAAGGAUGUGCAUGGCACUAUACUGCCUAUGACCAACGACCAGAGCUGGCCAAGUGGGAGAAACAGGCGCAAUCUGGCAGGAAGGGCUUGUGGGCGGCGUCAAGGCCACAGAAGCCAUGGGAAUGGAGGAGGGACAAGCGCAAUGGUACAGCAUGAACAUGAACCAUGAACAACAGAUGAUUGAUUUAUAAUAUUAGCUCUUUCAGACUUGUAGCCCGGAGCAAUAUAUGCUUUACACCACAGUAGAAGUGUAGAUCGUGUAGUGUGUACACUAGUACAUCGGCAGAGGGGUUGUCAAGGAAGAAGAGGGCGUUGAUUGGUGUGUGUACUAUAAUUGAUUAAGUGCAUAUCGUGAUUUGUGUGUUGUAUUGUAUUUGAGAAUUGCAUUGUUGUAAAACUGAAACUGGUAGAGGAUGUCCAAGUGAAUUCAAUGUUGUUCAGGAACUUCAUAAAGCUGAAUAUAAGUAAUCAUCUAUCCCCCUUCUCUGAAA